CUGCACCUCGGCGACGACUCGUACGACGCGCAGCACUACCUCUCGGACGUGCACCGGCUGGCGCGCUCGCUCGCCGGAAUGACGUUUGGGCUCGUCCUCGGCGGCGGGGGCGCGCGCGGCCUCGCGCACCUCGGCGUACUGCGAGCGAUGCGGGAGGCGGGCGAGGGGCUCAACCGCUUCGUCGUCAACGCGCUGGGGGCGGCUAAGAUCGAGGACUUGGUGACGCCGAUGUUUUGCGUCACGACCGACCUGUACACGUCCUCGGCCGUCAUCCACCGCAACGGGGCGAUGUGGAAGUACGUGCGCGCGUCGAUGUCGCUCACGGGCUACUUGCCACCCGUCUGCGACGCGAUUGUCGACGAGCACGGCACUGAGGUCGUGCAUCUGCUCUGCGACGGCGGCUACGUCAAUAACCUGCCCGCCGACGUGAUGCGCCGGGAGCUCGGCGCGUCGACCAUCAUCGCCGUCGACGUGCGCUCCGAGACGCCCUUCCUCUCGCCCAACUACGGCGCCUCGCUGGGCGGCCUCUCCUUCCUCCUCCGCCGGCUGCGCGCGUGGAUCGCCGGCGAGCAGGCGCCGGGCGACGUGCCGUCGAUGGCGGCCAUCGCGUCGCAGCUGGCCUUUGUCUCGUCCGAGGCGGCUAUGACCGCCCGCCCCUCCCCAGAGCGCCGACAGAGAGACGGCAGAGCGCCGACAGAGACGCCCCGCGCCCCGCGACUCGACAACCCUGCUCUCCUUGACCCCGCCCGGUUCGAGACCCCGCUCAGUGGCAGCGCGACGAGGCGCGCGACGUGCACGCCGACCUCUACCUGCGGCCGGCCGUCCAGAACUUUGGGCUGCUGCAGUACGCCGCCCUCUCCGAGAUCCAGAGGCUUGGCUACAUCCACGCCACCGAGGAGCUGGCGCGGUGGAAGCGGGAGCUGCGCGAGCGAGGCGACCCGAGGUGCGUCAUCUUUGACCUCGCUGACUUGGCCGGCGACCCGCGCUCGGCUGGCCCUCGACGUGUCGCCUCGGCCGGCACCAAGACGGGCACGCCACGCCACUUUGACGCGACGGCGCGACGGCUGUCGGAGAUCAUUGGCGAGCUCAAGGAGGCGUCUGGGAGGAGGGCCGACGCCGUGCGGAAGGGGGUGGACGCCGUGCGGAUGGGGCUGCGGCUCAGGCGCAGCCGCAGCUUCACGGGCACCACGCGGGCCCGCGCCUCGAGUUGGGACGCGUCCGUGGAUUGGGGAAGGGAGGGGCUCCGGAGUCGGGAUUGAGAGACAAUAAUGCAUUGGAGUCUCGUGUUGAGAUUCACAGACGGUUCAGCUGCAGUUCAGUCGAUCGGGCGAGAUAUUGUCCAAGGCCACAAAAAGAGUAGCAGUUAUUGUAAGAGGCGGAAGAACGGA
Messenger RNA from Emiliania huxleyi CCMP1516, 1388 nucleotides. RefSeq lists its product as hypothetical. NCBI's taxonomy places the organism in Eukaryota, Haptophyta, Isochrysidales, Noelaerhabdaceae. The record is from RefSeq and is a predicted model, not a curated record. The coding region runs from base 79 to 1269 and encodes 396 amino acids. Gene Ontology annotation, biological process: lipid metabolic process. The transcript has 8 exons.